AUGGUUUGCAUUCCGCAAUUUACACCAGUCACAUUCAAAAUCGACGAAGAUAAUCCAGCGUUCAAGUUUUGCGUUGAAGACAUACUUCGCAGGAUAAAGAACAUGGGACCAGUAGUAGAUACUAACGAGGCAAUGCGGUGUGAAUACAUUUCGACAAUCUUGCAUACAUCUGUUAGUCUUCUCGAAGGUUUGGUCAUCUCUCCUCAGGCCGAUAUAGUUGGCGAAGAAAUUACUGGCCGUGUCGACUAUGUGAUCAAAAAAAUAAUCAAUGAAAUGUUGGAAGAAAUUAUUUGCAUAACCGAGGAUGAAUCUAGAUAUGAUCAAGAAAAAGCGGAAGGUCGACGAAACAUUCGAAGCCGACUAUAUGACUAUGUCUAUGGUAUAGUCAGUACCGGAACAGACUGGUACUUUAUCCUUCAUACUACCGACGCCAACUAUUGUACUAGUAAAAGCGAAUACCGCAUCUCGCUCACAGAAGCCGUCCUCGAAGAUGAUACCGAGUUGCGAAAAAGUGUUAAGAGGAUUUAG
Molecule: messenger RNA, 528 nt
Organism: Paraglomus occultum
Lineage: Eukaryota; Fungi; Glomeromycota; Glomeromycetes; Paraglomerales; Paraglomeraceae
Source: the annotation of a GenBank genome assembly